CAAAGCAUAGCCAGCAUAGAAAAACAAGAAAACAAAGAGAAUAAUGCCAAGAAAUUACACCCCUACUUGUUCUAUAAAUUUAUGGAAAACUCAUUCUUUCUAACCCUAAUUCGGUCCGAAAACUCGAACCUUUGUUGUCUCGAAAAAAAUGGCUGUCGAAAAUUCUCUUGUUGUAAUAAUAUGCUGUGUUCUUGCAGCCACUUGUUCUAACGCUGCAACUUUCUCGUCUCUCCCACGCACUCUCACCGUCUCGGCUUCUCCAAAACAUGGACAAGUUCUAAAAGCCGGAGACGAUAAAAUCUCAGUAACAUGGUCACUCAACACGAGCCUAUCGACGGGGACAGAUUCAUCUUACCAUACAGUAAAAGUCAAGCUUUGCUACGCCCCGAUUAGCCAACAAGAUCGUGCCUGGAGAAAAACCGCAGAUGAUUUAUCGAAAGACAAGACAUGCCAACACAAGAUCGUCGCCAAGCCAUACAACACUUUAGACAGCGCAUUUACAUGGACAAUACAAAGGGAUGUCCCCGGGGCGACCUAUUUCAUUAGGGCUUAUGCUUAUAAUUCCACGAGAGAUGAAGUUGCCUAUGGCCAAACGACAGAUCAAAAAAAGACGACAAAUUUGUUUUACAUUCAAGCCAUUUCCGGGCGCCAUAUGUCCCUAGAUAUUGCCUCGAUUUGUUUCUCAGCUUUCGCCGUCAUCGCGUUGUUCGGAUUCUUCUUUUUCGAAAAGAGAAAAGUUGUAAAUAAGUGAAUGUUAGUGUUCUUGUUCUUAUUUGUAUCUAGUGUGUGUUUGUUUAGUAAAAUUGCUUGAAGAAUUAUUAUUAUUAUUUUUUUAAUGUAAGUUAUAUGAAAUUG
Messenger RNA from Andrographis paniculata, 855 nucleotides. RefSeq names its product high-affinity nitrate transporter 3.1-like. Gene Ontology annotation, cellular component: plasma membrane. The record is from RefSeq and is a predicted model, not a curated record. Lineage: Eukaryota; Viridiplantae; Streptophyta; Magnoliopsida; Lamiales; Acanthaceae. Gene Ontology annotation, molecular function: nitrate transmembrane transporter activity. Gene Ontology annotation, biological process: nitrate transmembrane transport; response to nitrate. The transcript is spliced from 2 exons. The coding region runs from base 149 to 751 and encodes 200 amino acids.